This is a messenger RNA of Atta colombica, 484 nucleotides long. RefSeq names its product longitudinals lacking protein, isoforms A/B/D/L-like. The coding region runs from base 70 to 438 and encodes 122 amino acids. Gene Ontology annotation, biological process: regulation of transcription by RNA polymerase II. The record is from RefSeq and is a predicted model, not a curated record. The transcript is spliced from 2 exons. Gene Ontology annotation, molecular function: RNA polymerase II cis-regulatory region sequence-specific DNA binding; DNA-binding transcription factor activity. NCBI's taxonomy places the organism in Eukaryota, Metazoa, Arthropoda, Insecta, Hymenoptera, Formicidae.
GUUUCCCUGUGGCAAUUGCAACAGCGUGUUCAGCAUGAAGCACAAUCUUCAGUAUCACUGGAGGAUUGAAUGUGGUCAACCGCCGAGGUACAAUUGUCCCUACUGCGCCUACAGGACGAAGCAUCCGUCAAACAGAUUCGACCGGUCGCCAUGCAACGAUUUCACGCGCAUUCCAAUCAAUGUGUCUACAAUCUUGAUGGAGUACAGCAAAACAGGAAUUACCCCUGCCACAAGUGCGGCAACGCGUUCACGCGCAAGAACAAUUUGUAUAAUCAUCUCAAGUUCCAGUGUGGCCAGUUGCCGAGAUUUAACUGUCCAUACUGUUCUUAUCGUACGAAACACUCGUCAAACGUGAGGUCCCAUAUUCGCAGGAUACAUCCCAACGAAAAUGUCUACGUUCUCGAUAUGAGCACGAAACAGGAUCAUCAGCCAAGAUGAAUGAUACAAAUUUUGCAAGCCUUCCUUCCUUUUAUAAGAUCAUCCA